Drosophila sechellia is the source of this 1860-nucleotide messenger RNA. RefSeq lists its product as uncharacterized. Gene Ontology annotation, biological process: positive regulation of transcription by RNA polymerase II; regulation of neuron differentiation. The record is from RefSeq and is a predicted model, not a curated record. The coding region runs from base 191 to 1819 and encodes 542 amino acids. The transcript is spliced from 6 exons. Gene Ontology annotation, cellular component: nucleus. Gene Ontology annotation, molecular function: RNA polymerase II transcription regulatory region sequence-specific DNA binding; DNA-binding transcription factor activity, RNA polymerase II-specific. NCBI's taxonomy places the organism in Eukaryota, Metazoa, Arthropoda, Insecta, Diptera, Drosophilidae.
UGUCGCUGGUGGACGCGUUUCGGUGGAUAUCGAUUGAAAUACCUACACACAUGUUGAACCGGCGGCGUUUUCUUCGACUCCACAUAAGUGACAAAUAAGUGCAAGUAAAGACGUGAACAUAUUUACAGGAUACAAAACAAACGUCCGCUAUGUGCGAUUUAUAAUUGCUGUUUUAGUGGUAGACCACGGCAUGGAGUCCAGCAGCAGUGUCGUCGCGGAGAUGGAGUCCUCCAGUCCAAGUGAUCACGGCCAGCCCACCCAGAUCACCUCCAUCGAUGGCUUCUUCAAUCGGAAACGGGGGCGUCCGCCAAAGAAUCGCUUUGUGGAGGUCUACAAGAGCGCCCAGCACUCACCGCAGGCCAUCUUCACCAGCUUUAAGCUGGAGAGAAGCGAAUACGCCGGCCCAGGAGCACCUGUUCCGAGUGGCUCAUCGUCAACGUUGGCCACUGCAGAGGAUCGUUUGUCUCUAACGGAUCACGAUGGAUCAGCAGCUGAUCUCACACCUAGUCGCUACCGGAAACGGGGUCGUGUUUGGGCCCCAUCAUCAUCAUCUUUGGAGCAGCCCAGCAAGAGAAUCGCCAAUCAGCCAACCCAUUUUGCAGCGAGAAGUGAGACAGAGUCUCAGAGUAGCCGCCAUGAGUCUUUAGCCCAGCCCACCUUGCAGCCCUUAGAGCCUUUAGAAACAAUCUCCUCGAAGAAUUUAUCAAGCAGAAUUUUGGAUAAAGUUUCAGUUGUUCGUGCGGCGGGAACUUUUUAUCCGGAGAAUGCGAACUCAGCUGCUCAACGGGAAACGCCGGAAGUGGGUAGUAGUUCGAGAUACAACAGUCGCCAGGAGUCGACCGACUUGGAGGUGGACCAGCCGGAGGAUCUGAGCAUGCGUCCAUCUCUGCCGGAAGCCACUGCCACACCGGCGGUAGUGGGACCAGCUCUGAAUAUGAAUCUGUUGCAGUUUAAGCAGCUGAUCGAUUUGUACCAGCGACAGGUGCUGUUGCCCAGCUUUUUGGCCGCAGCCAGUCAACCGUUGGCAUUACCGGGUUCAGCAGCAGGUCCUGGAGCUUCAGGAUCCCUUCUGGACAUGCGCAUUUUGCUGGAGAAUGCCGCUCAACAGAAGCUAAUGCUGCUCAAUGCAGCUGCAAGUGCAACGGCAAGUGCAGUGGCAGCCACAACAAUGGACUCCGGUCAAAGGACUGCGGCGAAACGGAUCCGGGAUCACGACAUUCCGAGUGGCUAUCUAAAAUUCCGCUUCAACGAGGACUGUGGAUUCGAGAGGUGUGGCUACCGGAAUCACCAGUCGCACUUCCACUGCAACCGGCGGGAUUGCCACUAUAGUUUCUGCGACAAGACCCGCUUUGUGCAACAUACGGCGCGUCAUGAGCGAAUGGACACGUUGAUGGGCGAUGAUUUCCGCCAAUUCCGGGCCAACAUGCAAUGCGGAGUGGCCAGCUGCUCUUAUGCCACGGCAAGUGGUGCAGCCACGGAGGGCAACCAUCUAAACAGGAUAGAUCCCACAGAUGCGGUUCCGGCAUGCUCGCGGAAAACUUCGCACUUCCACUGCCGCAAGUGCGAUUAUGUGUGCACGGAUUCGAACAAGGUGGUGGCCCAUCGAAGAUUGCACCUUCGCCAGGACUACGUGCGGAGUGCUGGCUUCCGCAAGGUGGCCGGAAACGAGCAGUGUGCUUCUCCCGGCUGCUCCUAUGCGCAGCGGCACACCCACUACCACUGCGUCACCUGCGACGGCGGAGUCCUUUCACGGGCACAACUGGCAGCACACAAACACCGGACAGGCUUUCCCAAACAGGAGGCGGAAACGACUCCCUAGAAUAUCUAAGAAACACAGCUAGACUCAAGGAAAUCUGAAAU